Molecule: messenger RNA, 2161 nt
Organism: Physcomitrium patens
Lineage: Eukaryota; Viridiplantae; Streptophyta; Bryopsida; Funariales; Funariaceae
Product: iron-sulfur cluster assembly SufBD family protein ycf24
Biological process (GO): iron-sulfur cluster assembly
Source: RefSeq, a predicted model, not a curated record
UGUCCCGGAAGCUUGUAGGCUCCCCAUAAAAGCAGCAACAGCCUUAUUGUGGGCAAUUCACUGUGUUGGAAUUAGCCUCCUUGCACAGCAAUCGAAAUGCUUUGACAGUAAGAGAAGCCAUACUUGUUUCACAAGUGAUACUGAUUGAACCAAACAUGGUGGUUGUAUCAUAUGUGCAAGUUGCCGGGGUUGCGCAUGGAGCUUCGUUAACUCGCGCAAUCAACAACAUCAAGAACGGAACGAAGGUAACGACCACAGCUCGCCCUCCGCAACAACUGAUUCAACGAAGGGUUCCGUCUAGACGUCGAAGUGAUGAUGGUGGAAGCAGUUUCAGCCCGGUGUGUGUUAUGGCCAGCUAUGGCGUCGUGGAGUCAUGGUCUCCGUCGACACGUGAAGAGGUAUUUCCACUAAUCGACAUACAUGGGAAUGGAUUUCCGUUAGCGCCUUUGCCGAAGCAAAAUUAUGCCUUGACGGAAGAGGUUAUCACGAUGAUAUCGAAGAGAAACGACGAACCGGAAUGGAUGUUGCAGUUUCGUCUGAAUGCGCUAAAUCAGUGGCUCAUGAUGAAGGAGCCCGAAGAAUUGCUACAGACUUCACGGCGGAUUGAUUUCAGGACCGUGUGCGAUUUUGCUUCACGGGUGUACCAGAGAGACGACAAUUCCUCAGCAAACUCGCAGCGUGUGUUGUCAUCCGAUGCGGGCACCUCGGAUAAUAGCGACUCCUUUGCCACCACUCACCAGAAAGCGCUUGCAGAAGCGGGAGUGAUAUUUUGCUCAAUCUCAGAGGCGAUCCAGAAGUAUCCGGAGCUUGUGCGAAAAUACCUAGGUAAAGUGGUAUCUUCAUCGGAAAACUAUUUUGCAGCUCUCAACUCAGCAAUCUUCACUGAUGGAUCAUUCUGCUAUGUUCCAAAGAAUACUAUCUGUCCUAUAGACAUCUCUACUUAUUUUUUGGUGGAGGGGCGGAAAGUCACGAACCUCUUCGAACGCAACCUCAUCAUCUGCGAAGAAGGCUCCUACGUGAGCUCCCUAGGUUGCACAUCGCCAUCUCCAAGUAUGGAUGCGUCUCAACAGCUCAACGCGCCCGUGAUCGAGCUCUACUGCGCGGAAGGAGCUGAAAUCAAGUAUUUUGUUGUUGAAAAUUGGCAAGAACCGGGUGCGAAUCGAUCGCCUGUACAGUCGGAGGUUUACAACUUCGUAACCCAGCGAGGGUUGUGCGAUGGACCCCGGUCCAAAAUCACGUGGAUAACAGUGGAGUUGGGAUCGACGAUCGCUUGGCAUCACCCAACGGUUGUUUUGAAAGGGAACGGCUCCACGGGACAAAGCUUCUCCAUGACGAUGUUAAACUCAGGGCAAUUCGCGGACAUGGGUGCGAGAAUAAUCCACAUGGGAAGCAACACGAAGAGCCGAGUUGUCUCGAAAAGCGUCCAUGCAGGGAAUUCUCAUGGUUGUUUUCGGUCUUACGUUGAGAUCCACCCCCUUGCGAAGAAUGCGCGUAGCGAGGUGACGUGGGACGCAAUGCUCCUCGGACCUCAUGCAGAGGCUGUAUCUUACCCUUCCUCUACGGUAAGGAAUACGAGCGCUCAAAUCAAACAAGAAGGUAGUGCCUCUGGAGUGAAUGAACACACGGUGUUCUAUUUUCAGCAGAGGGGAAUCGAGUUCCAGAAAGCAGUGCAGACGAUCCUGACGGGAUUUUGCAGCGACAUAUUGCGAGAGCUGCCUUGCGAGUUUGAAGAGGAGGUGAAGGUAAUGGUGGAGCUGAAAAUUGAGGAAUCCACGAGAUCUUAAAAACCUGGUUUUAUAGAUCAGGGAUUCUGGGCAUUGGCCUCUUUUCUAGAGAGAAUCUGUAGCUUAAUCAGCUUAGCAUCAAACAACAAUUGUUGUGUAGAAUUGACAAUUCGACCUCGGGAUGCCACGCAAAUUCUUGCAGAUAAAGGUGGUGUAAAUUCUCAGGUAGUGUAAAAUAAACCAAUCAACCACCACCGUCUGGUGAACUCAACAUCGUGUUGUCACCUCCAUAACGAUGCAAGUAUCAUGACAAUUAAUGUCGAUUCAUCUGAAUCUGCACCACCGUAGAUUUCAAGUGCUUUGUCGGUCGGUGUUCCGCUCAAUAAAUAUAUCCAGUAGUGGACGCUUUCCAAUGACUAGAGAGCCACAUAAUUCAA